AUGUCGGCUGGUAGUUGGGCUAGGCUUCUGCUCCUACCAGCAGCCGCCAUUGCAAUGCGUUAUUCGGUGGACAAUUUCAAGCUCUGUCCGGACGGGGGCAUGAGGUACAUCAUGGACGUGGACACGGGCGUUGACGAUGCCAUGGCACUGAUGGCGAUGAUGUCUUACAACAAGUGCGUCGAAGCCAUUACUGUCGUCGCUGGUAACACGAAUAUGGAGAAGGCGUAUUACAACACAAUGAGAGUGCUCAAGGAGAUUGGACAGACGCAGAUUCCAGUUUACAAGGGAGCUGACAAACCCAUCCUCGGGCAAUGGGAACCCGAAGAGGUCUACUUUGGCUCCGACAACUUCGGAAAUGUGGCCUCGAGGUAUGCCAUCGGGAAGAACGCGGCUCGAGAUAAUACCUUCGCACCGUUCAAGUUGAUCGAGUUGAUUAAAGAAAGCCCGAACCAAGUAACGCUCAUACUGCUUGCACCCUUGACGAACCUUGCCAUUGCGCUCUUGGUUGAUCCCACCAUAACGAGAAAUGUGAGAGAAAUCUUCAUCUUGGGGGGAAACAUCGAAGGACGCGGCAACAUUAGGCCUGGAUCCGAGUUCAACUUCCUGGUGGAUCCAGAGGCCGCCCAGGUGGUUCUCGAUCGAGCGGAAUGCAGAGUCACCAUCGUGCCCUGGGAGGCAGUUCUCAAGUCCACCCUGCCAUGGGGCGUAUUUAACAGCACAGUGGAAGGACAAGGCAAGAAGGCCAAGCUCGUCAAGGCCCUGACGAAGCACACCAUCAGCUGCUGUCUCGGAAACGGACAAAGCCCUGGUUUCGUCCUCGGAGACUUCCUCGCGGUUCUUGCUGUAGUCGAUCCUGCUUCAGUGCACAAAAGGCUGCGUCACCGCGUGGCUGUGGAGCUGACCGGUUUUCACACUAAAGGGAUGCUUGUGCACGGAUGGACAGCCGACAUGCUCCCCCAUGUGAAUCGAACGGUGGACAUUGUGGACUGGUUCAACGUGAGGAACAUUGAGAAGGCGUUUACAAAGACGUUUGGCUUUGUUCCGCCGGCUAUAGCGAAGAGAAAGCACAUUAAAUAUUAG
Ixodes scapularis (black-legged tick) is the source of this 1080-nucleotide messenger RNA. Its product is annotated as inosine-uridine preferring nucleoside hydrolase-like. NCBI's taxonomy places the organism in Eukaryota, Metazoa, Arthropoda, Arachnida, Ixodida, Ixodidae. The coding region runs from base 1 to 1080 and encodes 359 amino acids. Gene Ontology annotation, molecular function: hydrolase activity, hydrolyzing N-glycosyl compounds. The record is from RefSeq and is a predicted model, not a curated record. The transcript has 4 exons.